This is a messenger RNA of Clonostachys rhizophaga, 1866 nucleotides long. The record is from the annotation of a GenBank genome assembly. Lineage: Eukaryota; Fungi; Ascomycota; Sordariomycetes; Hypocreales; Bionectriaceae.
AUGAAGCGAGGUAAAGCAGACGUCUGCCUUUACGAUCUGGAUGCCAAUCGCGUACCCUCUACUUUCAUCCCUGUCGAGGUCCAAGACCAAACCCCGAAUGGCGUCUUGCCAACUCCCCCGGAACCCAUGCCAGCGUCUUCGAGCGUUGUGCCCGAUGACUUCAGAUCACUAGGUUAUGGCGACAACACAAAGGGAACACCUGGAGUGCUCCGUGGCCUGGGAGAGUCCGCAAGCGUCUUGCAUCAGUUCUCGCCUAGGAACCGCUCUGACCCUAGUCAAUACACAAGCAUAAUCCGAGAGCUUCCACCUCGAAGACACAUAGAUAUUCUUGUGCAAGACUUCUUCAAAAAUGUAGCCUGGCAUUACGAUAUUGUGGACGAGGCUAUGUUUAUCAGCCAACUUUCUCAAUGGAGCCGCCUGACGCAUGAUCAACUGAAACAAGGACCAGACGCCUUACCGACCAACCUCCGAUCCUUUCCUGCUUUGCUCUUCCAAACUCUAGCACAAGCUCUGCUUUUCCAACCCACACAGCAUGAAGAAAGCCUCAAUGAUCUAAAGUAUGCAGCCGACAUGGAGCUAUCUGAUCGGGCGGCAGACUUUAGUGAUGCGGGGCAUCGGCUUGCUUCGUCUUUCAGAAAGAGUGAGCUCACUCUCACAAUAGUGCAGGCUGGGCUGAUGCGAGCGUGCUUUCAAAAGACCACGGGGCCAGUGAUCGAGGCCUGGCACACGCUUGGAAACGCUAUCCGCGACGCUCAAGAACUUGGUCUGCACUUGAUCAAGCCAGAGUCAACACCCUACUUGAGAACUGAAAAUUUGUCGGAUCGCGAAUUGGGCCGAAACGUGUGGCAUAUGCUUCAUCUCUGGGAUGUCCAUAUGGCUACUGUUCUUGGAAGGCCGGCAUCGACAAGAAUGAGUCCCAAAGACGUGCCUCUGCCAAUGUCAGCGAGAGACAGCUCGGGCAGGCAGAGGCCACCGCAACCCCGCGACGUCAUUUGGUGUGGCUAUCACACUGCUUAUAAGUUCUUACAGGACAUCCAUGAUCUCGAGAAAGUGGAAGACUGGCGUAUCCCUGUUGAGACAAUCCACGAAACUAUUCUGACGAACAUUGCGAACCUUCCCGCAUGGGCUACAGCCCAGAGGUUACGUCAAGGGGAGCCUCCUUGGCUUUCUGCGGCCUUGGAAGAGAUGUACACCAACGUACACUUUGUCGUCUUUGCUUUGCAUCGGCCCUUCGUAUUUGCAGAAAUGAGCAGUCGCCACAACGCUUUUCACUCAGCUAUGCAGAUUCUGGAGUCUCAAGCCCGUCUGUUCAAUCUGACCGAACCUCUACAAUACAAGGCUUUUAGUUUGGUGUACGCAACAUUUGACGCGAUGGUCUUGGUAGCUGCUAUGCACAUUCGCUUUCCGGAUGAAUUUAUGGAGCAAUUUCCAGCCACGAGGAGGAAUCUGGAAUGGGGUUUAGAAAGGCUGAAGUCUUUGCAAGCCAGGAAAAACGAUCUCGCUGCCACAGCUCUCAAUAUUAUCCAACAAUUAUAUCGAAGAAUGCUUACUGCUGUUUCUGCGAUCCCGCCCCAGGGCCCCUAUCAUGGAGUGUCUGAGAAUGGAGACCUCGAAGCGAUGGAAGCAGAGACAGCGCGAGUCAACUGGGACACCAUCCUACAGCCUGACCUUGGAGAUUUAUUCGUUCCUCAACCAUUAAACGAGCUGUUAUGUAACGGAUAUUUCGGUCAACCUUUGAACAUAAGCCCUGCUGAUCAAAUAGGAUAUGGGCCAUCUCAGUUUGGAUCCGACAUUACUGGCAGCCUCGGAAAUGACCUAAUGACUGAUCAUAGCACAGGUGAAGCAUCAAAUAUGCCAAGUAGCUGA